This is a messenger RNA of Rotaria sordida, 1179 nucleotides long. The record is from the annotation of a GenBank genome assembly. Lineage: Eukaryota; Metazoa; Rotifera; Eurotatoria; Philodinida; Philodinidae.
AUGGCUACUACCAAACGAAAAUAUACAAUAAUUGCACAAAGUGAACUUGAUCAUGAAAAUCCAAUAAACAAUGAAAAAAAAAAUCAAGAUCAUUUAAAAAAAUCUAAAGAAAAAAAUAAAUCAAAAAUAACUUUGUCACGUUGGCCUGGUGAUGUAUCAAAUACAUUUCAACGUUAUAUAAAUAAAAAUAAAUUAAAAACAGAUCCUAAUUUAAGUUUUUAUCAAUUACCUGAUGAAAUUAUUUUAACAAUUCUUGCGUAUUUAAAUAAAGCAUCUCUUGUUGCUUUUAUACAAACUUGUCGAAGAUAUCGAGCAAUAGGAUAUUAUCCACCUUUAUGGCGUCGUAUUGAUAUGUCUUAUAAACGUAUUGACAGUGAACAAGUAAAUAGUCUUUUACAACGUGGUACAAUUACAUUAAAAAUGUAUCAAACAACAAUUGAAGAUUCAAAUUUAACUUAUAUUGAACCAUCUGCUUUGUGUCAUCUUGAUUUAACAUCAGCCAUUCUUUCACCUGAACUUCUUAUUAAUUUACUUAAUUCAUGUCGUUCAUUACGUAAACUAAGCUUAGAAUCUAUGCCAUUGAAUUAUAAAAUCAUCGAAAAAAUUGUUUUAAAUGAACAACUUGAUACACUUAAUCUUGCGAUGUGUACAGGUUUAACAUUGGAAUGUUGUCAAUUAAUAACCAAUAAACUUUCAUUAUUACGUUGUUUAAAUAUUGCUUGGACUGAAUUAACUUCUGAAAGUAUUCAACAUAUAUGUGAAACAAUUCCUCGUUGUAUUGAACAAUUGAAUAUCAGUGGACAACGUUAUAAUUUAACAGAUGAUUCUAUUCAAUUAUUGGUACGUCGUGCACUUCGUUUACGUGUUCUUGAUAUAAGUGAUUCAGCAUUAAUAACUGAUCAAUCAAUAAUUUCACUUCGUCAACAUUCACGUUUACUUGCACAUUUAUCGGCAUCACGUUGUUAUUUAAUUACACUAUCAGCACUCAUUACAUUAAAAUUAUUACCAGCUUUUACAACAUUGGAUAUGUUUGGUACAUUAACACAAAUGCCAUUACAACAAUUACAUAAUGAAUUUGGUACACGAAUUCAUUUAAAUAUGUUUCCAUUUUCAAAUAUUGCUCGACCAACAACAGGAAUACAACGUACAUCUAUUUGGGGUUUACGUACGCGAUUGUAA